ACAAUGAAUCGAUCAAUGAAAGAAAGUGGAAGAAAUGGAAUUUAACCCUUUUACUUUUCUAGCGGACAAAUUACUCCUUGAAGGAAUCCUAUUUCUUUUUCAUACUAUUUCUAUUUUUUUAUUAUUUUAUUCUAACUUAAUAGAAUAAUAAUGGAUUCUAUGUAUAUAAAAUAGAAUGAAUAACGAAGCAAAAAAAUUUGAUGAAAUCAUGAAAAACGGAAAGAAACCUUGGAUCUAAUCAUACUAUUCCAUUAUAUUGACAAUUUCAAAAAACUGAUCAUAGUAUGAUGGUAGUUGAGCAAGUAUGCCCCCAUCGUCUAGUGGUUCAGGACAUCCCUCUUUCAAGGAAGCAGCGGGGAUUCAACUUCCCCUACGGGUAGAGGGCACUAUGAAAGUAAGUUGAUCAUAACUACAUCAAGGAAGUAUGAAUCCUAGGGUCCAUACUAACCUAACUCAGCCAAAUCUCUUUCAAUGGAACAAAAGCGGGGAUUCGACUUCCCCUACGGGUAGGGCACUG
Messenger RNA from Diospyros lotus (date-plum), 517 nucleotides. RefSeq lists its product as uncharacterized. The record is from RefSeq and is a predicted model, not a curated record. The coding region runs from base 285 to 380 and encodes 31 amino acids. Lineage: Eukaryota; Viridiplantae; Streptophyta; Magnoliopsida; Ericales; Ebenaceae. The transcript has a single exon.